AUGAGACAAGUAAGAAGCUGCCACUUAUAAAUCCAGCUAGCUGCUGCACCGCAGUAUCUGUGCUUUAAAGCUGUCGACGAUGAGUAUGACGUGUCUCCUCUCUAACGCCCAGGAAGCUCCCAUUCAAAUUCCCAUUAGAUAACUCUGCAAGCGUUAUUAUGUCAAAAUACUUUCGUUACUCACCAAAUAUGGGAUUACGCUGAGUAACUAACUUCAUUUACUCCCGCUAUGGCUGGUAUGUACUUCCAAAAAGGUCCAAAUAAAAUUGUACAAGCAACCGAAAAAAUGCCUCUUCGGCAGUGGUGGAAAAAGUACUCAAUUGUCACACUUGAGUAAAAGUAAAGAUACAGUACCUAAAUAGAAAAUGACUCAAGUAAAAGUAAAAGUCACCCAGUAAAAUACUACUUGAGUAAAAGUCUAAAAGUAUUUGGUUUUAGUUUGACUUAUGUAUCAAAAGUAAAUGGAAUUGCUAAAAUGUACUUAAGUUAAAAUUCCUUAUAUUAAGCAAACCAGACAGCACAAUUUAUUUAUAUGUUUUUAUAGACACACUCCAACACUCCAUUUUCCUGUCAAAAUGUAACAAGUACUUUUGGGUGUUAGGGAAAAUGUAUGGAGUUAAAAGUACAUUAUUUUCUUUAGGAAUAUAGUGAAGUAAAUGUUAGAAAAAAUAUAAAUAGUAAAGUACAGAUACCCACAAAAAAACUACCUAUGUAGUACUUGAAAGUAUUUUUACUUAAGUACUUUACACCACUGCUCUUCGGCACCUCUAAUGUAUUGGGCUGUUGUAGACUUUCGACCUGUGCCUGGCAGUAAGGUUAGUGCUAUUCAGGUUCCUUGGGACGUGAGUGCUUAUACAUUUUUAUGUUGACCUUUUUGGAAGUACAUACUGGCCGUAACGCUUGCAGAGCUGUCUAAUGGGAGUUUUAAUCAGAGCUUCCUGGGCAUUAGAGAGGAAACACGUCAUACUCAUCAUCAACAUUUCUAACACACAGAUACUGGGGCAGCUGGUUGCAUACAUUUUACUAAUCAGUCUCAGUAAGUGCGUAUGCAGCAUGAGAGAAACUGCAGUCUAUGCAAUUUAUUGUCCAGCAAAAGGAAGUCCAUGGCAAUGACCCAAAGUGACCCAUAGUGCAAAAGUAAUCAUCAUCGUUGCAUCCAGACCCACUCCCAGAGAUGUUGAUGCUCUACCGUUAGUUUGUAUUUCACAUCAGAUUCAGAAAGGUCACAUCCCAGCAACGCAGAUUUUAGCACUAUCAGAGAUUAUUCUCCAAAGGGAACCAUAUCAAAUCAAAUCAAAAUCAAAUCAAAUUUUAUUGGUCACAUACACAUAUUUAGCAGAUGUUAUUGCGGGUGUAGCGAAAUGCUUGUGUUCAUAGCUCCAACAGUGCAGUAGUAUCUAACAAUACACACAUCUAAAAGUAAAAUAAGGGAAUUAAGAAAUAUAUAAAUAUUAGAUUGAGCAAUGUCGUAGUGGCAUUGACUAAAAUACAGUGGAAUAGAAUAUAGUAUAUACAGAUGAGAUGAGUAAAGCAGUAUGUAAACAUUAUUAAAGUGACUAGUGUUCCAUUAUUAAAGUGGCCAGUGAUUCCAAGUCUAUGUACAGUGGGGAGAACAAGUAUUUGAUACACUGCCGAUUUUGCAAGUUUUCCUACUUACAAAGCAUGUAGAGGUCUGUAAUUUUUAUCAUAGGUACACUUCAACUGUGAGAGACGGAAUCUAAAACAAAAAUCCAGAAAAUCACAUUGUAUGAUUUUUAAGUAAUUCAUUUGCAUUUUAUUGCAUGACAUAAGUAUUUGAUACAUUAGAAAAGCAGAACUUAAUAUUUGGUACAGAAACCUUUGUUUGCAAUUACAGAGAUCAUACGUUUCCUGUAGGUCUUGACCAGGUUUGCAGACACUGCAGCAGGGAUUUUGGCCCACUCCUCCAUACAGACCUUCUCCAGAUCCUUCAGGUUUAGGGGCUGUCGCUUGGCAAUACAGACUUUCAACUCCCUCCAAAGAUUUUCUAUUGGGUUCAGGUCUGGAGACUGGCUAGGCCACUCCAGGACCUUGAGAUGCUUCUUACGGAGCCACACCUUAGUUGCCCUGGCUGUGUGUUUCGGGUCGUUGUCAUGCUGGAAGACCCAGCCACGACCCAUCUUCAAUGCUCUUACUGAGGGAAGGAGGUUGUUGGCCAAGAUCUUGCAAUACAUGGCCCAUUCCAUCCUCCCCUCAAUAUGGUGCAGUCGUCCUGUCCCCUCUGCAGAAAAGCAUCCCCAAAUAAUGAUGUUUCCACCUCCAUGCUUCACGGUUGGGAUGGUGUUCUUGGGUUUGUACUCAUCCUUCUUCUUCCUCCAAACACGGCGAGUGGAGUUUAGACCAAAAAGCUCUAUUUUUGUCUCAUCAGACCACAUGACCUUCUCCCAUUCCUCCUCUGGAUCAUCCAGAUGGUCAUUGGCAAACUUCAGACGGGCCUGGACAUGCGCUGGCUUGAGCAGGGGGACCUUGCGUGCGCUGCAGGAUUUUAAUCCAUGACGGCGUAGUGUGUUACUAAUGGUUUUCUUUGAGACUGUGGUCCCAGCUCUCUUCAGGUCAUUGACCAGGUCCUGCCGUGUAGUUCUGGGCUGAUCCCUCACCUUCCUCAUGAUCAUUGAUGCCCCACAAGGUGAGAUCUUGCAUGGAGCCCCAGACCGAGGGUGAUUGACCGUCAUCUUGAACUUCUUCCAUUUUCUAAUAAUUGCAUCAACAGUUGUUGCCUUCUCAUCAAGCUGCUUGCCUAUUGUCCUGUAGCCCAUCCCAGCCUUGUGCAGGUCUACAAUUUUAUCCCUGAUGUCCUUACACAGCUCUCUGGUCUUGGCCAUUGUGGAGAGGUUGGAGUCUGUUUGAUUGAGUGUGUGGACAGGUGUGUUUUAUACAGGUAAAGAGUUCAAACAGGUGCAGUUAAUACAGGUAAUGAGUGGAGAACAGGAGGGCUUCUUAAAGAAAAACUAACAGGUCUGUGAGAGCCGGAAUUCUUACUGGUUGGUAGGUGAUCAAAUACUUAUGUCAUACAAAUAAAUGCAAAUUAAUUUCUUAAAAAUCAUACAAUGUGAUUUUCUGGAUUUUUGUUUUAGAUUACGUCUCUCACAGUUGAAGUGUACCUAUGAUAAAAAUUACAGACCUCUACAUGCUUUGUAAGUAGGAAAACCUGCAAAAUCGGCAGUGUAUCAAAUACUUGUUCUCCCCACUGUAUAUAGGGCAGCAGCUUCUAAGGUGCAGGUUUGUGUACCGGGUGGAAGCCGGCUAGUGAUGGCUAUUUAACAGUCUGAUGGCUUGAGAUAGAAGCUGUUUUUCAGUCUCUCUGUUCCAGCUUUGAUGCACCUGUACUGACCUCGCCUUCUGGAUGAUAGCGGGGUGAACUGGCCGUGGCUCAGGUGGUUGAUGUCCUUGAUGAUCUUUUUGGCCUUCCUGUGACAUCGGGUGCUGUAGGUGUCCUGGAGGGCAGGUAGUUUGCCCCCGGUGAUGCGUUGGGCAGACUGCACCAGCCUCUGGAGAGCCCUGCGGUUGCGGGCGGUGCAGUUGCCGUACCAGGCGGGUAUACAGCCCGACAGGAUGCUCUCAAUUGUGCAUCUGUAAAAGUUUGUGAGGGUUUUAGGGGCCAAGCCAAAUUUCUUCAGCCUCCUGUGGUUGAAGAGGCGCUGUUGCGCCUUCUUCACCACACUGUCUGUGUGGGUGGUCCAUUUCAGAUCGUUAGUGAUGUGUACACCAAGGAACUUUAAGCUUUCCACCUUCUCCAUUGCGGUCCCGUUGAUGUGGAUAGGGGCGUGCUCCCUCUGCUGUUUCCUGAAGUCCACGAUCAGCUCCUUUGUUUUGUUGACGUUGAGUGAGAGGUUAUUUUCCUGGCACCACUCUCCCAGGGCCCUCACCUCCUCCCUGUAGGCUGUCUCGUCAUUGUUGGUAAUCAGGACUACUACUGUUGUGUCGUCUGUAAACUUGAUGAUUGAGUUGGAGGUGUGCGUGGCCAUGCAGUCAUUGGUGAACAGGUAGUACAGGAGGGGGCUGAGCAUGCACACUUGUGGGGCCCCUGUGUUAAGGAUCAGCGAAGUGGAGGUGUUGUUUCCUACCUUCACCACCUGGGGGCGGCCCGUCAGGAAGUCCAAGACCCAGUUGCACAGGGCGGGAUUCAGACCCAGGGACCCAAGCUUAAUGAUGAGCUUGGAGGGUAUUAUGGUGUUGAAUGCUGAGCUAUAGUCAAUGAACAGCAUUCUUACAUAGGUAUUCCUCUUGUCCAGAUGGGAUAGGGUAGUGUGCAGUGCGAUGGCAAUUGCAUCGUCUGUGGAUCUAUUGGGGCGGUAAGCAAAUUGAAGUGGGUCUAGGGUGUCAGGUAAGGUAGAGGUGAUAUGACCCUUAACUAGCCUCUCACAGCACUUCAUGAUGACAGAAGUGAGUGCUACGGGGCGAUAGUCAUUUAGUUCAGUUACCUUUGCUUUCUUGGGUACAGGAACAAUGGUGGACAUCUUGAAGCAAGUGGGGACAGCAGACUGGGAUAGGGAGAGAUUGAAUAUGUCCGUAAACACUCCAGCCAGCUGGUCUGCGCAUGCUCUCAGGAUGCGGCUAGGGAUGCUGCCUGGACCAGCAGCCUUGCGAUGGUUAACAUGCUUAAAUGUCUUACUCACGUCGGCCACGGAGAAGGAGAGCCCACAGUCCUUGGUAGCGGGCCGCGUCGGUGGGACUGUGUUAUCCUCAAAGCGGGUGAAGAUGUUUAGCUUGUCCGGUCCAAGACGUUGGUGUCCGCGACAUUGCUGGUUUUCCCUUUGUAGUCCGUCAUUGUCUGUAGACCCUGCCACGUACGUCUCGUGACUGAGCUGUUGAAUUGCGACUCCACUUUGUCUCUGUACUGACGUUUUGCCUGUUUGAUUGCUUUACGGAGGGAAUAACUACACUGUUUGUAUUCGGCCAUAUUCCCAGUGACCUUGCCAUGGUUAAAUGCGGUAGUUCGCGCUUUCAGUUAUCAACAGUCUUUCCAAUGGCUACAAUACCACACAACCAGUUCAGUGUCACACACGCACACACAAGGUACAUGCACACAUACCCUUGAAAAAAUGUUGAUUUUUGUCAUAAAGGUGCAGAUGGGUGAGAGAGAGGGUUAUAUAAUUUCCUCCUCCCUCAGUCUGUCUCUCUCUCUCUCUGGCUCUGUCACUGUGAGUGGUGCAGGAGGUCAAAACACUACAGGAUUUUGAAACUGGGACACUCUGACGACGCAUUCUGUCUCUGCCCACCAUGUUCUAAGGAGAGGGACAGAAAGAAUGAAUAUAUAGAUUCCUCCUUACCCACUACUGCAGUUUUUUUUUCUGUAUCAAAAAUGGGAUUAGGCGGUGGGUGUGACAGAGGGCGUGACCGGGAAAUGGCAAUGAGCACGAUUGGCUGUUGCCGCGGCUACAGAGUGUGCAACGCUGUCAUCAAGGCAAAGGGUGGCUAUUUGAAUAAUCUCAAAUAUAAAAUAUAUUUUGAUUUGUUUAACACUUUUUUGGUUACUAGAUGAUUCCAUAUGUGUUAUUUCAUAGUUUUGAUGUCUUCACUAUUAUUCUACAAUGUAGAAAAUAGUAAAAAAUAAAGAAAAACCCUUGAAUGAGUAGGUGUGUCCAAACUUUUGACUGGUAGUGUAGGUCCAUUAUCUUUUCUAUAUACUUUAUAUCUGGUUUUAGUGGUUUAAGUUUACACUUAAAGCGUUUUUCCAUCCCGAAAACACUGUUUGGACUUAAGCUACCCGCUCAAGGAUUACAAUGGCAGAAAAAUCCCUAUAUUGUACAACACCAGCUGCUAAGUACAAUAUUACUCAAAAAUAAAUAAAUGUCAAUAAAUCUCUAGGCCUAUAUUUAAGCAAUAAUUCACGAGGGGGUGUGGUAUUUGGCCAAUAUACCACGGCUAAGGGGUGUUCUUACACAUGACACAACGCGGAGUGCCUGGAUACAGUCGUUUGCCGUGGUAUAUUGGCCAUAUACCACAAACCCCCGAGGUGCCUUAUUGCUAUUAUAAACUGGUUACCAACGUAAUUAGAACAGUAAAAAGUAAUUUUUGUUCAUACCCGUGAUAUACCACGGCUUUCAGCCAAUCAGAAUUCAGGGAUCGAACCACCCGAUUUAUAAUAUGCUAUAAUAAGUCAUUUUUUCCCAUGAUACUGAUGGCUCUUUAUUGAAGGUAUCGCACAUUUUUUGGGGGGGUUGUCUGUGUGCCUUUGAUAAAAGGAUAAAUCUGUUUUCCAUUGUCCAGCUAUCUUGGAGAGUUGCUGCCCCUUUGUGGUGUGUAUGUAUAGUGCCCUUUGUGUGUGCGUGUGGUGACAUCUCGUUUGUGCACUGCUCCCCCACCCCGUCGCUGUAUAAUGUCCUCAUUGUCAAGAGGCUAGAACUCGGAACCCUCCUCCUCUAUUUGUGAAUGACUCCACUCUCCACAGCAGAACAGGGAAUGGCUACUACUGUUCUACAGGGCCCAUCCAUCCAGGGUCUCCAUUUUGGGUCUGUAGUGCAAUAGAGAAGAAUAACUUUUGGUGGUGAUGAUGGUGGUGGGGCUGAAGGUUGCUAGGUGAUCCUAAUCCGUCUCUUUUUCUCUCCCCCUCAGAUCAUCUCCAGAAAGAACCCGGAGGACGUCCAAGAGGUAAGAACUACAGGAUUAUCUGACCAUGAUGGGACGAAAGUGAGAGAAGAGGGGAUAGAGGGAAAACGGAGAGCGUGUGCGAGAGAAUGGCUUGAGAUUUUGCUCCUAUGGCUGGGCAUGUUGCAGAGGUUGUAACCACAGUUAUAACCGUGGUGACCAUGGUGACCUUUGCAGUAGCUGUGACAAUAUCCACUGUUCUUAUCACAAAACCAGACCUUGCGUGUGAACCAGUGUGGGAAAUAAAAAUGUUGGUCCACCAGCCACUGUGGCAGGUAGAUAAUAAAAUCUACCAGCCACUCUGAUUUUUUUACCAGCCAAAAUAUAUUUGUCUUCAUAAUUACACCAAAAAUCACAAAAAUGAGCAUGCUUUCUAAUGUAUUACUAGUAAGAAUAAUUGGGUAUAUUGCUGAAUUUAAUUUAAUGUGUGACCUGCGUCUUUUAACCAAUGUAUGUUACAAUAAAUCAUUUAGAUCCAAUAAUAAAAACAGAUAAGCAGUUCAAUAACUGACCAUCAAGAAUAAACAAAGUGCCUGCCCUGCCACAAAAUGCUGAGUGAUACAGCUUAUUUAUUAUUAUAGUUCAGGUCUAAGUAGAACUGUAGAAGCACACAAAUAAAUCUAGGAGAACAAAGACUUUUGGGAGUGAUCCAUGCACAAUUAGGUGAGACAAAUGUUCCGCUGGAUCUUUAAGGGACAGGUCGCCGUCCAUGAUAACUUCGGCACUUGCUUGUCUGUGAUGGAAAAAAAUCUCAGACUGCGAUGUCUUCAUAGCAGCAGACGGUUGCAGCAAACUCAAACUUACAUUGAAAGACAACCUAGCAUGUGAACAAAAUGAUGUAACUGUUCAAGAAACACGAGAACAAAGUUACACUUUAGUAGCCUUUCUUGUCAAUUUGACCAACUUCUACAUGUGGGCUUAAAAAAUAUACAUAAAAAAUCCCAAAUGCUCUGUGUGCCAACGUGGCUGGUGAAAUAUACAUUCUUACGGCCCGUGUACACUAGGGGCGGAACCGCGCAGUGAAAACCCGCUUCCCAUUCAUUUUCAAUGGAAGGAAAACGUUGAGAAGCGGGGGUGGUCGGGGGACUGUUGGGUGGUGCGAACGUGGCGUGGAGGCGGUGAAAAUGUUCCGCAUUUCCCAACUUUAUGCAAAUCACCAGCGGCGAACGCUGGGCGAUGACCAAUCAUAUCGAGUGGUUCCCAUGACGAUUUUUGACACUCUGCGACCCAACGCUAGAGACUUUCUUCAGCAAAGCUGGCUGACAAAAAUACUAUAAUGGAAGCAAAUGUAAGUAAUUAUAAUGUCGUAACGAAUCAUGAAAAAAAAUGUACAGUUGAGAGGAAUAAGUUAAUGUAGAGACGAUUAUGCAUAAUUUACGAAAAUGUCUAUUUAGCCAGCUCGCUGGCUAGCUAACGUUAGCUAGCUAGCUUUAUGAGCGUUUUGUUGUUUAAUGUUUUAGGGACUCCUGAGAACCAUUAAACCAGGCUGUUGUCUUGUGAAACAGUGGAUGUAAAUAAUCUAGCUAGCUAAAGCAUUUACUGCAAAUUGAAAGUACAAUUUUGUAAGCUUGCCUUGCAAUGCAGCUGAAGUAAUGUAGUUAGCGAACUCUUUUCUUGCUUAUUGUGUAGUGGAGGAUAAAAAUACCUGUAUGCCUAUGAAUGUGUAGCUAGCUAUGUAGCCAAUCUGUAUGUGGACCUUAAAACAUUUGGUACAGUGGUUUUAAUUGCUUCCACCAGUUAAUCAUUAGUCCCCAAGAAAUUGCAGAAAAUUACUGUGACACACAUGACUGUUACAUGCCAAAAUUAUAAUGUGUUUUUCAGUCAUAUCCAAUACCAGGAGUAUCAAACUCCAGUCUUUGAAUUAUGCUGUGUCUGCGUGUACUAUACAGUGGGGAAAAAAAGUAUUUAGUCAGCCAACAAUUGUGCAAGUUCUCCCACUUAAAAAGAUGAGAGAGGCCUGUAAUUUUCAUCAUAGGUACACGUCAACUAUGACAGACAAAUUGAGGAAAAAAAAUCCAGAAAAUCACAUUGUAGGAUUUUUUAUGAAUUUAUUUGCAAACAAGCAAGAUUUCUGGCUCUCACAGACCUGUAACUUCUUCUUUAAGAGGCUCCUCUGUCCACUCAUUACCUGUAUUAAUGGCACCUGUUUGAACUUGUUAUCAGUAUAAAAGACACCUGUCCACAACCUCAAACAGUCACACUCCAAACUCCACUAUGGCCAAGACUAAAGAGCUGUCAAAGGACACCAGAAACAAAAUUGUAGACCUGUACCAGGCUGGGAAGACUGAAUCUGCAAUAGGUAAGCAGCUUGGUUUGAAGAAAUCAACUGUGGGAGCAAUUAUUAGGAAAUGGAAGACAUACAAGACCACUGAUAAUCUCCCUCGAUCUGGGGCUCCACGCAAGAUCUCACCCCGUGGGGUCAAAAUGAUCACAAGAACGGUGAGCAAAAAUCCCAGAACCACACGGGGGGACCUAGUGAAUGACCUGCAGAGAGCUGGGACCAAAGUAACAAAGCCUACCAUCAGUAACACACUACGCCGCCAGGGACUCAAAUCCUGCAGUGCCAGACGUGUCCCCCUGCUUAAGCCAGUACAUGUCCAGGCCCGUCUGAAGUUUGCUAGAGUGCAUUUGGAUGAUCCAGAAGAGGAUUGGGAGAAUGUCAUAUGGUCAGAUGAAACCAAAAUAGAACUUUUUGGUAAAAACUCAACUCGUCGUGUUUGGAGGACAAAGAAUGCUGUUGCAUCCAAAGAACACCAUACCUACUGUGAAGCAUGGGGGUGGAAACAUCAUGCUUUGGGGCUGUUUUUCUGCAUAGGGACCAGGACGACUGAUCCGUGUAAAGGAAAGAAUGAAUGGGGCCAUGUAUCGUGAGAUUUUGAGUGAAAACCUCCUUCCAUCAGCAAGGGCAUUGAAGAUGAAACGUGGCUGGGUCUUUCAGCAUGACAAUGAUCCGCCCGGGCAACGAAGGAGUGGCUUCGUAAGAAGCAUUUCAAGGUCCUGGAGUGGCCUAGCCAGUCUCCAGAUCUCAACCCCAUAGAAAAUCUUUGGAGGGAGUUGAAAGUCCGUGUUGCCCAGCGACAGCCCCAAAACAUCACUGCUCUAGAGGAGAUAUGCAUGGAGGAAUGGGCCAAAAUACCAGCAACAGUGUGUGAAAACCUUGUGAAGACUUACAGAAAACGUUUGACCUGUGUCAUUGCCAACAAAGGGUAUAUAACAAAUUAUUGAGAAACUUUUAUUAUUGACCAAAUACUUAUUUUCCACCAUAAUUUGCAAAUAAAUUCAUAAAAAAUCCUACAAUGUGAUUAUCUGGAUUUUUUUUCUCAUUUUGUCUGUCAUAGUUGACGUGUACCUAUGAUGAAAAUUACAGGCCUCUCUCAUCUUUUUAAGUGGGAGAACUUGCACAAUUGUUGGCUGACUAAAUACUUUUUUCCCCCACUGUAUGUAUUACAAUUAUACACUUUAACAGUGUUUACCAAUCCUGGUCCUGAGACAUCAAUAAUUACACAAUGUAGACACAUAAUUUAACUAGUUAAAGGUUGAUUUGUAAUUAAUAUAUACAGGACCGGAAUUACAAAAACAGUACACUACACUUCCUAUGCACUACACUUCCUCACCAGCUCAUUUCCUUAAUCUGCACUGAUCGGAGGACACAGUGUAGCUGUAGUAUUUCAUACAAUUAGAGACUUAAUUUCAACCUGUAGAGAAUGUGAACCAAUUCCAGUAGAGAAAGCUUUAAUGAAAGAAGUUCAUUAUCCAAGUGUUAUAAAUACAUAAAACAUGCAUUAGAAAUAUUAUAAUUAUAAUAUAUUAUAAAUACAAGUUCAAUCUGCACAUCAAUGCACAUCUGGUUUGCAUUAUAAAAACAGAGGAAGAAAGAGGAGGUGGGGAGAGAGGUGUGAGAAAGUGUCAAAGACAGACAAGGGGAAAGAGAUGAGAUCAAAGGAGCAGGGAAGACUGUAUAUGAUUGAUUAAUUACAGUGCUACUAAACAUCAUAUUUUCUCAGUUCAUCACAAUUACAUAAUAGUGUCUCUAGCGGUGUCUCCUAACCAGCCUUGGGUCCCCAAUUGGCCCGAGGGUUAUCUUAAAGCGGGUGAGGUGGCGAUGACGGGACUGGGGGUUGGUAUCCUCUCUCACAUCAAAACAUACCUGCAGAUGAGAGACAGAUGGAGAGAGAGAUGGCAUGAUUAAGCCUGGUCUUUUUAAUUCUAACACUGUCAGUCAUCAUAAUCAUCAGGAGGUGAAAUGCAAAACUGACCAUGGAUCAUUAACUCUUGGACAACUACAUCUCGAUCUGUAUUUCAAUGUAAAGCAUCUAUUUUAUAAUACUUCCUGUUGACCUGACCAUGCUGUGCCCUCUGUCUCAGGCAGUUCAGAAGCGGGAGGGGUUCACAUACAGUACCAGUCAAAAGUUUGGACACACCUACUCAUUCAAGGGUUUUUCUUAAUUUUUUACUAUUUUCUACAUUGUAGAAUAAUAGUGAAGACAUCAAAACUAUGAAAUAACACAUGGAAUCAUGUAGUAACCAAAAAAGUGUUAAAUAAAUCAAAAUAUAUUUUAUAUUUGAGAUUCUUCAAAGUAGCCACCCUUUGCCUUGAUGACAGCUUUGCUCACUCUUGGCAUUCUCUCAACCGGCUUCAUGAGGUAGUCACCUGGAAUGCAUUUCAAUUAACAGGUGUGCCUUGUUAAAAGUUAAUUUGUGGAAUUUAUUUCCUUCUUAAUAAGUUAGAGCCAAUCAGUUCUGUUGUGACAAGGUAGGGGUGGUAUACAGAAGAUAGCCCUUUUUGGUAAAAGACCAAGUCCAUAUUAUGGCAAGAACAGCUCAAAUAAGCAAAGAGAAACCACAGUCCAUCACUACUUUAAGACAUAAAGGUCAGUCAAUCUGGAAAAUGUCUUCAAGUGCAGUCGCAAAAACCAUCAAGCGCUAUGAUGAAACUGGCUCUCAUGAGAACCGCCACAGGAAUGGAAGACCCAGAGUUACCUCUGCUGCAGAGUAUAAGUUCAUUAGAUUUAGCAGCCUCUGAAAUGGCAGCCCAAAUAAAUGCUUCACAGAGUUCAAGUCACAGACACAUCUCAACAUCAACUGUUGAGGGGACUGUGUGAAUCAGGCCUUCAUGGUCGAAUUGCUGCAAAGGAACCACUACUAAAGGACACCAAUAAUAAGAAGAGACCUGCUUGGGCCAAGAAACACGAACAAUGGACAUUAGACCGGUGGAAAUGUGUCCUUUGGUUGGAGUCCAAAUUUGAGAUUUUUGGUUCCAACCCGCCGUGUCUUUGUGAGACGCGGUGUGGGUGAACGGAUGAUCUCCGCAUGUGUAGUUCCCACCAUGAAGCAUGGAGGAGGUGUUGUUAUGGUGUGGGGUUGCUUUGCUGGUGACACUGUCUGUGAUUUAUUUAGAAUUCAAGGCACACUUAACCAGCAUGGCUACCACAGCAUUCUGCAUCGAUACACCAUCCCAUCUGGUUUGGGCUUAGUGGGACUAUCAUUUGUUUUUCAAUAGGACCAUGACCCAACACACCUCCAGGCUGUGUAAGGGCUAUUUUACCAAGAAAGACAGGGAUGGAAUGCUGCAUCAGAUGACCUGGCCUCCACAAUCACCCGACCUCAACCCAAUUGAGAUGGUUUGGGAUGAGUCGGACGGCAGACUGAAGGAAAAGCAGCCAACAAGUGCUCAGCAUAUGUGGGAACUCCUUCAAGACUGUUGGAAAAGCAUUCCAGGUGAAGCUGGUUGAGAGAAUGCCAAGAGUGUGCAAAGCUGUCAUCAAGGCAAAGGGUGGCUAUUUGAAGAAUCUCAAAUAUAAAAUAUAUUUUGAUUUGUUUAACACUUUUUAGGGUACUACAUGAUUCCAUAUGUGUUAUUUAAUAGUUUUGAUGUCUUCAAUAUAAUUCCAGAAUGUAGAAAAUAGUAAAAAUAAAGAAAAACCCUUGAAUGAGUAGGUGUGUCCAAACUUUUGACUGUUACUGUAUAUAAAGAGACCGUUUUCAAAAGAGACAGUGUUCAACAGGAAUCUCUGUGUGUCCUCACCUGGUGUCCACACUGAGUGGCUCCAGAGUACUUUAUGCUGAAAAACAUGCACAUACACCCGAGGACAAACAAUAUAGCGUAGUUACAUAAAUAUAAAUGUGUCUUACUAUUCUCCAUGGUUGGUCCUCCUGCCUAUUCUUUGAAGGUGGAAGGACACCUGAGCCUGCUUACUGCACAACACAAUCCAUCAAUCAGAUUGAUACACCAGUGUGUGGGUUGUAGGGUGUCUAAUUGUUCAAAAACAUUUUCAAUAUGGGUGACUCUUAAGAACUUAUGUUUUUGUGCAGACAUCACCCUUACCUGAAGAGCACCCUCACCUGAGAAGUAGAAAUCAAAGGGAAAUAAACUAGGAAUUGUAAUAGCUGCAGUUGACAUAGCUUAUUAAAUGGAAGAAUGCUCUUUAUUGCAAUGUGGGUGGCUCUUAAAAUAGCCUUUGGUUGUGCAUAGUGUAGUCUAUGGUGUUGCCAGGGAACAGCACCCUCUUCGAAGAAUUAGGAGGUGAAGAUCUCCUCCACACUGAUUGCCUCCCAUUCUGCGUUGUUGGCCCCCAUCCGUGCAACAUCCUGCAGAGCAGCAGACCUCUCCUCUGGCAAACGGCGGAGAGCUGCAUGUCCCCUCCUGUUCCUCGUGUCCAUCCUCAUGAAAUUAUGCAGGACACCGGUAGCCUUCACACAUGCCUGAAUUCCCCCAUGAGGCAGUCCCAGAUGGCCCUGGUCACACUCGCGACAAUGUACCCAACUGUGAAGUGCCCUACACGGUAACUGUAGGCAAUCGUUUUGAAGGAAUCUCCAGUUGCAAGGUCUCUGUAGGAAUAUGGAAGAUAAUGUUCACCAACUACUUCUCAGAUAGAGUUCAAUGUGUCAAAUCGGAGGGCCUGUUGUCUGGACCUCUGGCAGUCUCUAUGGGGGUGCCACAGGGUUCAAUUCUCGGGCCGACUCUAUUCUCUGUGUAUAUCAAUGAUUUUGCUCUUGCUGCUGGUGACUCUCAGAUCCACCUCUACGCAGACGACACCAUUUUGUAUACAUCUGGCCCUUCAUUGGACACUGUGUUAACAAACCUCCAAACGAGCUUCAAUGCCAUACAACACUCCUUCCAUAGCCUCCAACUGCUCUUAAACGCUAGUAAAACUAAAUGCAUGCUCUUCAAUUGAACGCUGCUUGCACCUGCCCGCCCGACUAGAAUCACUACUCUCGGCGGGUCUGACUUAGAAUAUGUGGACAACUACAAAUACCUAGGUGUCUGGUUAGACCGUAAACUCUCCUUCCAGACUCACAUUAAGCAUCUCCAAUCCAAAGUUAAAUCUAGAAUCGGCUUCCUAUUUCGCAACAAAGCCUCCUUCACUCAUGCUGCCAAACAUGCCCUCGUAAAACUGACUAUCCUACCGAUCCUUGACUUCGGCGAUGUUAUUUACAAAAUAGCCUCCAACACUCUACUCAGCAAAUUGGAUGUAGUCUAUCACAGUGCUAUCCGUUCUGUCACCAAAGCCCCAUAUACUACCCACCAUUGUGACCUGUACACUCUCGUUGGCUGGCCCUCACUACAUAUUCGUCGCCAAUCCCACUGGCUCCAGGUCAUCUAUAAAUCUCUGCUAGGCAAAUCCCUGCCUUAUCUUAGCUCAUUGGUCACCAUAGCAACACCCACCCGUAGUAUGCGCUCCAGCAGGUAUAUCUCACUGGUCAUCCCCAAAGCCAACACCUCCUUUGGCCGCCAUUCCUUCCAGUUCUCUGCUGCUAAUGACUGGAACGAACUGCAAAAAUCUCUGAUGCUGGAGACUCUUAUCUCCCUCACUAACUUUAAGCAUCAGUUGUCAGAGCAGCUUACCGAUCACUGCACCUGUACACAGCCCAUCUGUAAUUAGCCCACCCAACUACCUCAUCCCCAUAUUGUUAUAUAUUUUGCUCAUUUGCACCCCAGUAUCUGUAUUUGCACAUUAUCUUCUGCACAUCUAUCACUCCAGUGUUAAUACUAAAUUGUAAUUAUUUUACACUAUGGCCUAUUUAUUGCCUUACCUCCAUAACUUACUACAUUUUAACACACUGUAUAUAGGUUGUGGUAUUGACUGUAUGUUUUGUUUAUCCCAUGUGUAACUCUGUGUUGUUGUGUUUUUUAUCGCACUGCUUUGCUUUAUCUUGGCCAGGUCGCAGUUGUAAAUGAGAACUUGUUCUCAACUGGCUUACCUGGUUAAAUAAAGGUGAAAUACAAAUAAAAUAAAAGGUCAUAAUUAGACUUUUACAUCACCAGGUCAUUGUGGAUUACUAAAGUAUAAUAUCUCUUAUAACAAAUCAUGAAACAUUGGAUAGAUAGAUGCAUGUGCACACACGUGCAUGUGUAGCAUGUGACAACAGCAGGAUCAUAUCAAGGAAAAUGAAUACAUAAAUACCACUUGAAGCUUGAUGAUGAGUUGAUCAUUUGUAGUGCUAAGGCAAAAACGUAUUUGACAGCUGGAGCUGCCAUCCUUUCACCCUCUUUCAUGGCUGUUAGCAAGCUACCUACAAAUGUGUUUGUGUUUUUUAAUUUCAAUGAUAAAUGCAUCAAGAUAGCUAGCUAAUAUGAAGUUAUUUAAUUCAUCUAGCUAGCUAGCUAUACAGUAUUUAUACGUUAGUAGCUCAUUUGUGACCGACCGCCUCGAUUCGGUCUUACGUAGUAAAAUUUGAAAUGGUGUUUUUUACAUUGGAUAAAAGUAGAGACUCUGGUGUAGAGAAAAUGGUGUAUCAUACACUGCAGUUGAGGAACAAAUGGGAAAGUAAUUCUGCUUUGAAAGUUGAAAAAGUUGUAACCCCACUUUUGAGAAAAUGGCCUUGAAUGUUUUGGGACACCAACUCGAGAGCUCUUCUUUGUCUACACCCAUUCAGCAUCAUUCACACCCUCUUAAGCCUUCUCUUUAAGGAUUGACAUGUGAGGCCAUGUGCUAAACAGUGAGUACGGUAGUGUAGAACCAAAGAUUUCAAGACUAAAGGCUGGUUUAUACUACUUCUAUCGACAUGUCUGUAUACAGUUGUCGCAGUGACAUCAUGAACAUUCUAUUGUCAUCCAACAUCAAACUUGUCGUUAUAAAAAAAAGAAUAAGCACAGAAACGUCAGGCUGCAUGACAUCAGCAUCCUGGGGGUCCAAAAUAGCAUAAACUGGUGCAUUUUAACACCAAUAAACCCAAUCCGUUAAAAAAUGAAUUUAGUAUACAGUGGGGAAAAAAAGUAUUUAGUCAGCCACCAAUUGUGCAAGUUCUCCCACUUAAAAAGAUGAGAGUGGCCUGUAAUUUUCAUCAUAGGUACACGUCAACUAUGACAGACAAAAUGAGGGAAAAAAAUCCAGAAAAUCACAUUGUAGGAUUUGUAAUGAAUUUAUUUGCAAAUUAUGGUGGAAAAUAAGUAUUUGCUAUGCAAACCGUAGUCUGGCUUUAUUAUGGCGGUUUUGGAGCAGUGGCUUCUUCCUUGCUGAGCGGCCUUUCAGGUUAUGUCGAUAUAGGACUCGUUUUACUGUGGAUAUAGAUACUUUUGUACCUGUUUCCUCCAGCAUCUUCACAAGUUCCUUUGCUGUUGUUCUGGGAUUGAUUUGCACUUCGCACCAAAGUACGUUCAUCUCUAGGAGACAGAACGCGUCUCCUUCCUGAGCGGUAUGACGGCUGUGUGGUUCCAUGGUGUUUAUACUUGCGUACUAUUGUUUGUACAGAUGAGCGUGGUACCUUCAGGCGUUUGGAAAUUGCUCUCAAGGAUGAACCAGACUUGUGGAGGUCUACAAUUUAUUUUCUGAGGUCUUGGCUGGUUUCUUGUGAUUUCCCCAUGAUGUCAAGCAAAGAGGCACUGAGUUUGAAGGUAGGCCUUGAAAUACAUCCACAGGUACACCUCCAAUUGACUCAAAUGACUCUUCUAAAGCCAUGACAUCAUUUUCUGGAAUUUUCCAAGCUGUUUAAGGGCACAGUCAACUUAGUGUAUGUGAACUUCUGACCCACUGGAAUUGUGAUGCAGUGAAUUAUAAGUGAAAUAAUCUGUCUGUAAACAAUUGUUGGAAAGAUUACUUGUGUCAUGCACAAAGUAGAUGUCCUAACCGACUUGCCAAAACUAUAGUUUGUUAACAAGAAAUUUGUGGAGUGGUUGAAAAACGAGUUUUAAUGACUCCAACCUAAGUGUAUGUAAACUUCCGACUUCAAUUGUAGGUGAUUUGAUGACGUUGAAAUGGUGCUGGAAUAGUGGAGGCAGCUCCUGUUUUCUUUGGGACUUGUGGUAACUCUCUGUCGUUAUAAAUGAAUAGUUGUUUAGUAGUCCGAAAAUGUCGGAAACAUUAACUUGCUUGACCAUGCUGUAGGUCAUGUAACUGUUUGUUACAUGCAAUAUGCUUUGUGGACUUCACCGGACAGAUGUUGCUCUCCGGUUUUGUGAUAAAUCAAAGAUAUGGUUCCUGCCACUGUGUCUUCUUAUUGUCUCGGCCUUAGGCAAGGCAUAUGAACUAACAGGUAAUAGAGCAAACAACGCAAUUAUCACAACACAGGUUGGAAUAUGGCUUUUUUGUGGGGAGGCUCGGCUUCCCCAGUGAUUUUACCCACGCACCGCUACUGCAUAUAGAACUGUAGGUUGGUGAUACGCUGGAAAGGGUUGCAGCAUAUGCCUGUACACACACAGCCCUGAGGCCCGCCCUAAUACAGCAGGCAUGAUCCCAAUUACGUUUGUGUGUGUGAGAGGGAGAGAUAGGAAGAGAGGAAUGGGAAUACACACAGCUCCAUUGUUGAGUAGUCCUUUUUGGGAGUGGUGCUGUGUCUCGUGUCCCUCACACACUGGACCGGCAGCCCAGACCAGAGCACUCCAAGCUGGUGUUCAGACCUCUCUGUCUGCCCUAUACUACCUCUGGACCUGGGGCUGGAUGUCUGGAGCUGGUCUGGAGCUGGUCUGGAGCUGGUCUGGAGCUGGUCUGGAGCUGGUCUGGAGCUGGUCUGGAGCUGGUCUGGAGCUGGUAUGGGGCUGGUCUGGAGCUGGUAUGGGGCUGUUCAGGUUGGGUGGAGGGGUUUUUCUGGAGUUAGUGAAUGUGAGUCUGUUUGUGGAGAGAGAGAAAGAGGGGAUGUGAAUGUUCUUGCGUGGAGAUUUACGUAAGAGGUGUGUGUGUUUGUAGAGGUUUCGUCAUGUGAGUGUGUGUGGUCCUAGAGAGUGGUGGCAUUGACGGUCAUACUUUUUUUCUUGCUAAGACCAUCUCUCUCUCUCUCGCCCCCUCUCUCUCUCUCGCUCUCUCUCUCCCUCUCUCUAGAUCACGGUGUGGAAGAGGUACAGUGAUUUCCGGAAACUUCACCACGACCUCUGGCAGCUCCACAAGAAUCUCUUCAGCCAAUCAGAGCUCUUCCCACCCUUCGCCAAGGCCAAAGUGUUUGGUAAGGGGCCACUAUUAACAUAUUACAUGACAUGAUGUGUGUGUGUGUGAUAAACACAGUGUAAUAAACACAGUGUGUGUAGGUCGUUUUGAUGAGACAGUGAUUGAGGAGAGGAGGCAGUGCUCAGAGGAUCUGUUACAGUUCUCUGCUAACAUCCCAGCCCUCUACAGCAGCCAGCACAUCCAGGACUUCUUCAAGGUACACACACACACACACACACUCACAUACAAUCAUCAUAUACGCUGCUGCUACUCUGUUUAUUAUAUAUCCUGGUGCCGAGUCACCUUACCCCUAUACAUAUCUACCUCUAUCGAUACAGUAUCCCUGCACAUUGUAAAUAUGGAACUGACCCUGUAUAUAGUAUGCAUACUUUCUCCUGUUCUUAUUUCUUAUUUUAUAUCUUGUGUGUUUUUGUUAUACCUUGUUAUUUUUAGUAUUACAUUGUUAUUGAUUACUGCAUUGUUGGGGUUAGAGCUUGCAAAAAAAGUUAUUUCACUGUACUUGUGCAUGUGACAUUGAAACACACAUGAACACACACAUGAACACAGACAAACCUCCUUCAAGGUACUGGUCCACCUAGCGUCACUUUGCUAAUAAACAUCUGUCCCUGACUCAUCAUAGGCUCACUGUCCAAUUGGCUCCCUCUCUGAUUGGUUGUUGGUUGUGUUUCAGGGAGGGGAGGUCAGCGACGGCUCAGAGCUUAUUGGACCGGCCGAACCCUUCUUGGACUUCCUGGCUGACAGCCUAUCAGACUGCAGCUCUGAAGGUAGGGCAGGACCUGAGGAGUGUUCAUUACAGUUUCAUCCCAGUUUAACCUCAUAUUUGAGUAAAAAGGACACCUACCCUUGUAUCACUCAUCGUUUGUGUGUCUGUGUGUCUUUCUCCAGUUCAGAGGGAUAUCGGUGGAGCAGAUGAUUUGACCAUUACCAGUCAGUCUGAAUAUGGAGGUAAAAACAAUAUUGUGUGUGUGUUUCUACAUUCCUGUAUUUGUGUGUUGUCUGUACUGAUGUCUAUGUGUCCCCUCCCCAGGUCCGUCCAGUGACAGUGACCUGACCUCCCUGGCCGUAGACAUAGACUCUUUGGCAGAGCUGGACGAUGGCAUGGCCUCAGGCCGCAGCUCGCCCAACCAGCCACUGGGAGGCUCCAGCACCAUCACCAGUACCCACAGCAGCCCCUCUCUGCCCCCCCUGUAUGACUACCAGCAGCACCACCAUCAGCAGCACACCUCCAACCCAGCCCCCGGCUCCCCAGCCCCCGAGGUCAGCCGAGCCAGCAGGACAGCGCUGUUCCCCUCCAGUCUGAGGAGAGGUAACGCUAACGCUAGGGAAACCAAGAGAGACUACCUGGACAGGGCUAGCGAACACAUCCGAUUGGCCGUGCAGAAGGAAGCAGAGCAGGACUACCAAUCAGCGUUCUCCUACUACAGGAGCGGGGUGGAUUUGCUUCUGCAAGGGGUGCAAGGUAGGUACCUUGGAUGGAAACACUAGGUACUUUGUUGAGGAAACAAUGUUUGUGGUGCUGUGAUAAGGGGUUCUGUUGAGAGGAAGCGAUGGCCAGCCAUGUUGUCACUAAUGACUGUUAUUAACUCAACACCCCUUGGAACAUCAGUUACAGCUCUUAGUCCAGACACACACUACUACGCUACACAAUACCUCUCGCUUUCACUCUCUCUCUCUCGCUUUCACUCUCUAUCUCGCUUUCACUCUCUCUCUCGUUUUCACUCUCUCUCUCUUGUUUUCACUCUCUCUCUCUCGCUUUCACUCUCUCUCUCGCUUUCACUCUCUCUCUCUCGCUUUCACUCUCUCUCUCUCGCUUUCACUCUCUCUCGCUUUCACUCUCUCUCUCUUUUUCACUCUCUCUCUCUCUUCUCGCUUUCACUCUCUCUCUCUCGCUUUCACUCUCUCUCUCUCGCUUUCACUCUCUCUCUCUCGCUUUCACUCUCUCUCUCUCGCUUUCACUCUCUCUCUCUCGCUUUCACUCUCUCUCUCUCGCUUUCACUCUCUCUCUCUCGCUUUCACUCUCUCUCUCUCGCUUUCACUCUCUCUCUCUCGCUUUCACUCUCUCUCUCGUUUUCACUCUCUCUCUCUCGCUUUCACUCUCUCUCUCUUGUUUUCACUCCCUCUCUUUCUUUUCUUCUCUCUCGCUCGUACUCAUACAAACACUUGCACUCACCCGAUUAGGGGGAAAGGGUGUGUUGGUACAAAUGCGGUGCGUGAUUGAUUGGUUUUGUAAUCUGAAUUGGCUGGUUCUAAGUGUUUGUACCUUAUCUAAUUCUCCCUCUCUCCUCUCUCUCUCCAGGCGAGCCCAGCCCUACAAGGCGGGAGGCAGUGAAGAGAAAGACGGCUGAGUAUCUGAUGCGUGCUGAGCAGAUAUCCAAUCAGCAUCUGAGAAGCAGCAUGGGUCAAGGGUCAACACAGACAGUGGUCAGUGGCUACAAACAAUAUCAUUGGCUAACUGAUGCACCCUGAUAAUAAUUAUUGUAAAAGACAACAUUUCUUCUCAAUGACUUGCCUGGCUACACAAAGGUUAAAUAAAAUCAAUCUUAUGUCAAUGUCCAUCUAUCUCAGGCCAUGGGGGCGCAAUGCUCUACAGCUGCCUGCAGAGGGGGUCAGCAGAGUCCAGCCGAGGAGCUCAGGGCCUACAGAGUGCUGGGGGUCAUCGAUAAGGUCAGUCUGGGGAGGGAUGGGUUAAAGGUCAGUCAUAUAGACUGUUUCUUUUAGGUCGGUUCGGAUGGAGAGGAAGCCACUUUAGACUAUUGAGAAGCAUCCUGUGGGCAGUUCUCAUCGGGUUCAAAGUGGUUUCCUCUCCUCAUCUCCUUUCCUAGAUCUAAUAAUGUAGAAAGACUACUGUGUUACCUGUUUUCACCUAUCCAGGUCUUUAAAAUCAGCUAGGAUCAAGGAAAGGAGACGAGGAAAGGAAGCCAGUGUGUAACACUAACUAUUGAAGUAUGUGUCGGGGUGCCACAAGGUCAGUUUAGGUUACUGGUCUUCUCAAACAGCUGCUGGCAAAGUGACUCCAGCACUGGAGCAUGAAAUGACUUGGCAGGCAGAGCGGACAUCGCACAACACAGAAUCAAUGGAGCUCAGCACACAGGCCAGAGCCACAGCUCUAUACAACACAACCAAACACAUAUAACAUUGACACAGUAUAACACACAACAUGUGUUAAAGUGUUGUAGCACUACACAAAACUAAAACCAUACAAUGUUUGCACACAACUCAGCAACACAUCUAAGCACCCGUGGGAAUUUGCUCCCUUAUUCUGUGCAUAAAAAAAUGCGGCUAACGAAAGAUAACAGCAUUGUAUUUUAACCUGAUGGACAAUGACAUACACAACACAACACAGCUUUUCUCUUCUCCUCCUCCCUCCUUCUCUCACUUUUAAUUGGGGACAGGGAGACAGAUGGAGAGAGCUCCUCACCCCUACGCCUCCUCUCCCUUCCCCUCCUCUCCCCCGUCCCUGAUGUUGGUGUCUUAAUUAUAUUAGCGCCCUGGCUAGCACUUUCACUCUGUUUACUCACAACUCCAUUCAUAUCCAUUUAGCCUGCACCUGUUUGGGCCCAGCCAGGGUCACUGAGAGAAUAACACACACACACACACACCGCCACAUAUGCUCCAGCUCUCCCCUGAGAGAGGGAGCGGGAGAGAAAUGGAGAUGUCAGAGAGAGGAGGAGAAGUGAAGGAGAAAAGAAAUUAAGAUGUCAGGAAAGAGAGAGGAAGGGAGGGUGUGCAGGGAGGUGAAACGGACAUGAUUUAAGAGUGAGGGAGGGAGGCGGGGAAGAGAGGAGAUGGAGGGGUAAUGUUAUGCCUUUAUUCUAUUUGUCUUUCCCUUCAGGUUCUUCUGGUUAUGGACAAGAGAACCCAGGAGACCUUCAUUUUGAAAGUAAGUCUAUGUGGUGAAUUAGUAGUCUUACUAGUGUGUGUGUCAGUCCCAUGUAUCCAGCCUAACGGUGUGUGUGAAAGCCACCACGUAUCCACACUGUAGCAGUGUGUGUUAAAGCCACCAUGCAGCAUGAGUGUAAUGGAGUGAAUAUGAGAGCCACCAUCCGCCCUGAGUGUAACGGUGUGUUUUUGAGAGCCACCAUCCGCCCUGAGUAUAACGGUGUGUAUGUGAGUGCCACCAUGCGCCCUGAGUGUAACGGUGUUUAUGUGAGAGCCUCAAUGCGCCCAGAGUGUAACGGUGUGUAUGUGAGAGCCACCAUGCGCCCUGAGUGUAACGGUGUGUAUGUGAGAGCCUCAAUGCGCCCUGAGUGUAACGGUGUGUAUGUGAGAGCCACCAUGCGCCCUGAGUGUAACGGUGUGUAUGUGAGAGCCUCAAUGCGCCCAGAGUGUAACGGUGUGUAUGUGAGAGCCACCAUGCGCCCUGAGUGUAACGGUAUGUGAGAGCCCCAUGCGCCCUGAGUGUAACGGUGUGUAUAUGAGAGCCACCAUGCGCCCUGAGUGUGUAACCGUGUGUAUGUGAGAGCCUCAAUGCGCCCUGAGUGUGACCUGUGUAAUUGAUUCUAAUGGCCGUGUCCCUGUCAGCUCUCCUGCUCUGGGGCGAGACGUGUGCCAGAUGCCAACACAGCACGCCACGGGCACAGACGACACACACCACACACAUUCAUUCCUCCACUGAGGACACAGGGAGUCGGGUUUGCAGGGAAAUGUUUGCACAACCUCAAUGCAAUGUUUCUCUUUCAUCCACGUCCCUUCAACUUUUGUCCCUCACCCAUACAAUAUCACUCAUCUCCUCUCUAACUCUGUCCCCUCAACCCUCCCCCUGGCCUUUCCCUCCCUCCCUCAGGGCCUGAGGAAGAGCAGUGACUGUGGGAGACCCAAGCGGACCAUCAUGCCUCACUCUGUGCCCCACAUGGUGCGGCUGAGGAAGUUCAUCGUCUCAGAGGACACCGUGUUUCUGCUGCUACAGUACGCUGAGGGUAUGACACACACAGCUUUUGUCUUCCUUUUGUCUCCCUCACUCGCUCCAUCUUUCCUAUCUCUUCUCUCCUUAUCUCCCCUCUUUAUCUCCCUCCCUCUCUUCACUCACUCACUCACCCCCUGCCUACCCUUGUUGUAGACAGAUGUUUGAUAGAGUUGGGUGUAUGUCACAGGUCAUUAUUCUGAAUACCAGGUGGUGCCGCGCUUCAUUAGCUAUGCUAACACCUGGGCCUCCUUAUUUUCCACUCACCAACGUGUGUGUGUGUGUGUGUGUGUGUGUGUAAAAUAGACAGACUCUGAUAGCAGUUAGAGUAACUGCUAUCCUCACGCUUGUGAAAGAUGCAAUUAAAUCAAUUUUUUUUGCAAUGCACCUAUUGAUUUUGAUUUACAAUCAUUUAGAAAAUGAAUGCGUUUUUCAUAUGGCAUUCAAAUAUUUGAUUGGCUAGCACAAUAUUUGGUUUGGAAAACUAGAUAUAAUGAUAUGAUGCUUCAAAUGGUAGAUACAAUCCAAGUCUAAGAAAAGCACUAAAACUAGUGCACUACAGGAUAGCGAAUCUGUCCCACAUGAGAUGAGCGGACAAACAGCCAAACAAAGUAGUUGAGAGCAGACAGAGGGAGGCAGUGACCUGAGUGACAUUCUCCAGUCCAACAUGUGGUUGUUUUUCCUCCUAAGUGAUCAGGCUGCCUUACUAUCAUUAUCACCGCCAGCAGCACACACCCUAUUCAGUCUCAUCAUACACAACAGAUGCUGUCCUACAAUCACUCACACCACAGCUGGGUUAGUGUGUGUGUGUGUGUGUGUGUGUGUGUGUGUGUGUUGGGGGGAGUGUGUGCCCAUCUCUGCCUGCCAAGGACAGUUUCUAAAUGUUAUCAUGACCCUUGAGCUAAUUGAGUCCCCAAAAAAUAACAAUUUAAACAGUUUUCUCCUUAAUGUUGUUCUCUGUCAUUUUUCCCUUAUAUUUACGUUUUGAGCAACCCACCUUGCCAACCAAAACGUUCUUACUUUGAUCAGUAAACAAGAGUUUUUUAAUUCUCCCCAUCUCUUUCUCUCUUCUCUCUCUCCCUCUCUCUUCUCCUCUGUCCAGGUGGGAAGCUGUGGUCUCACAUUGGGAAGUUCCUCCGUAACUCCAGCCCGGAGGAGAGCUUCGACAUUCCCUUCAUUCAGAAGAGCCACACCACGGCAGUCCACUCUGCCCAACAUGCUGCUCCCAAACUGGGCUUGGACUCCGACAGCUCUGGGUCUGGGCCUGGAUGUGUGCUCCAGAGGCAAGGGGAGUCUUCUCUUGUCCUCCCCCAGAAGAGUGCUAUGCAUCCUGGGCUGGCUGACAGCCUUGGGCCCCAGCUGGACUCUGUAGUGACCUCUGAGUUAGAGGAGUGCACCAACAGUUAUCUGAAUCUCUGUAAUGAGUAUGAGCAAGAAAAGGUAGAACCGGAAGCUCUAGGAGAGGAGGAAGAGAAGGAGGGAGAGGGGGGUGUGUUGAGAGGACAGGAAGCAUCGUCGCUGGAUGUCACCGUCACCACGACGACCACUUCCUCCAGGACUCGCUCACUGCUUAGCAACGACAGCCUCUGCUCUCCAAUCAGCGCCCAGGAGCUGCGUUUCUUCACUGAGACGGCUGGGGACCACAACAACGGCCAUUGCCAGGACAUCGGGCAGGACCACGGCGAGGUGUUCAGCCCCUUGCUCUCCCCCGCCGUUCCUCUCUCGUUGGACCAGUCCAAACGCACCCCCAUGGAGUUCUUCCGCAUCGACAGUAAGGACAGCGCUAGCGAGGUGACGUGGUGUCCUGACUCGGCCGAGCUGAGGCCCAAACCAGACCCUUCCAAGCCCAUCCCCUUCCUGUCCACCUCUGACCUGGGCUCUGAAGUCACAGACCUGUCAGACCUAGUGGAGGAGGUGAAAGGUCACAGAGGUGGGUCUGACCUGUGGGGUCUGGAUGGUAGUGACCAGGGCUCUAAUGAGUCAGUACCAGUCAUCUCCUUUAAAGAGGCGGUGGUGGAGGACGAGGGUCGACCCCCUGACCUCCUGGUCAACCUGCCUGGGGUCAUGGCUGGGGGUGUGGAGGGGGUGGUGGGGGUAUCUGGGGAGGUGGAGGCCCUAGAGAAGGAGCUGGUGUCCUUGGGGGUGUGUCUGGCCCUGGAGGCCAAAGCUUCCCCUAACUUCACCCAGCCGGACGUCCUGCAGCUCCACCACGAGCUUGAGGAGGGGGAGGAGCUGGCUGUGGGGCGGGGGCGGGCCCUCCCCUCGGGGGACAGACACGCCACCUCUUCCUCUCCUUGCGCCUCCUUGUGGGAUGACUGUGGCCUGGCCUUCGGACAAGAUGCUAAAAUGGACAAAAUGGCUUCCGGCGCUCCCGUACUCCCGAAUAAGGACUUCCGCCCUGCCAGCGCUGUGUCUAUAGCCCCGCUCUCUUCCUCCAACACAGACAUUCCAUUCGCUGACUCGCUUAGAUCCCUUCCUGAAAGAUUAGAAGCCAUUUUGAACCUACAGGUACACCCUGACAGUUUGGUUCUGAACCCAGACGGGACGAUAGCUGGCUCCAACCGCGGUCAGGAUGGGACAGGGGCCAGCUCUGGGGCAGAGAGUGCACUAGGCGUUGAGUCCCAGUUCCAGGCCAGUAAGGCUGGUGUGGAGGACAUGGUAGAGUCAGAUAAGGAUGUGUCUCGGCUGUUUGCAGAGCUGGACCAGUUGUCUGCUGUAGCAUCCCAGGCCAGGAUUCCAGAGGAGUUUGUGAGGUGCUGGGCAGUGGACAUGGUCUCUGCCUUGGACUCACUGCAUCAGGAGGGCAUCGUCUGCAAGGACCUCAACCCCAACAACAUCCUCAUCAACAGCAAAGGUCAGAGGUCAACCAGCUCUUCUGAAGGGACAGGGCUUUCUGACAACCGUGUUGACGUGAUGGGUGUUUUUAUAUAGUGUUUAUACAUCAAAAGUAAACUCCCAUCAUACGUGUUGUGUUGACCUAGUUAUAUGCAUUAGGAGAAAUAUGCAGGCCUCAAUCUAAUUUCCUCUGUCGACUAGAAGAUCAUUUAUGAAACAAAGUACGAAGUAUUUCACACUGGUGGGGGAUUUUCAUCAUCUUUAGCUUUUCCUUCCAAGCUUAAACUUCUAAAGUUCUGCCAGAUUUAUUCAAAUAGAUAGGACAUGCCACUCAUAUUCCUGUCUGUCUGAUACCAAUGGUUUGGAAACUCCCUCCAAAGCAUUAUCUUUGUUUUACACCGACCCAAGCUCGAAUCUCUCUCCUUCCCUUUCUAGUCCCAUCAUCUCUCUGUACCUCAUUAUGGACACUUGUCUAAUUAUCUGAGUGGCUGUUUUGGUCUCCCCGUGUUUCUCUCUGUGUGUAAUUAAUGUUCUAAAGGGCUAUCAACAGCCCUCUAGUAGUGUAGUGCAUCAGUCUGGUUAGCUCAGGCUGAUGGCACCGGCUAGCUAAUGGCACCAUUAGUCCUAAUGAUACUGUUAGCCGUUAGCAGCUAAACAGGAGUAAUCACUGGGGCCGUGUGCUGCUGGAAUAGCUCUGUUAGAAAGAGAAAGAGAGAGAGGAAGGAAGAGAGGGGUGUAAGUGUUCUAGAGGUGAGCUGAGUGGACUGUUGUGUGCAGAGAGAGCGAGGGAGUCAGGGUGACACAAACACGGUUUUUGGAAGUUGGAGAAGAGACUAGUAUGUGUGUGUUUACAUGUUGGACAGGGAUAUGUUUUGGGUUUGUUGACAUGACUCAUUUGUCUGUCUGUCUGUCUCUCUCUCCCUCCAUCCCUCGUUCCUAGGCCAUGUUGAGCUGACGUAUUUCUGCAGCUGGAGUGACGUGGAGGACUCCUACGACAGGGAGGCCAUCACCAACAUGUACUGUGCACCAGGUGAGAAAUACCCACACACAGAUCAAGGCAACGCAUUUAUCAAAGCAGUUUCCUCCAUUAGACCUGACUGUGCAUCCAUGUUGUAUUUCCUAAUAGUCCGCCACAGUGGACGUGUCAUAAUACCCAGAAAACCACGGAAAUGGUUCCAAUGGUUUUUCCGCCAUUCAUUUUUCACAUCGUGAAUUUUACAAAGAAAAUCUAAUGAAUUGUGUGUUUGGUGUAGGCUUACCUUGGCGUGACAUUUUGAUAGCCGUGUAAUUCUCUCUCAGACAAGGUGAGUUUCAUCAAUAUAUUCUCCUCGAUUAGCUCGCAAAAAUUGGCAGUGCUAAGCAUUGAUAAAAGUUACCUUGUCCGAGAGAGCGUUGCGCACUUAUCAAAACGUCAUGCCAGGGUAAGCCUACACCAAACACAGACCUUAUAUGAAGUAGGUCUAAAUUCCCAGACGCAAAAAUGAAUGGUGAAGAAAAUCAAUUGGAACCAUUUCCGGGUUUAUGACUCAUACUGUGGUACUCAAUUGUUCUAAAAUGGGAGCUUGUGCAUGUGUGUGUACACAGACCAGAGUGGAAGGCCUCAGUAGUUUAGUAGUGGGGCCCAGGCUGUGUAGAGAGGUUCAUGUUAUGCAGACACACAGGCAGAAGUAGGCCACUCUCCCUCCCAUCUCCCAUGGCCACAAAGGCCUCAUUCAUACAGGAGCAAGGCCACGUAAACAGUUCACUAGAGUAGAGCACUAUGUAUGUGGGGCCUCGGGAAAUUGGGUUUAAAUGGCAGUAGAGCCAACUCAUUCAUACGUGUAGAUCUACAGAUAACACACUAGAAGACGUAGUUUUGGUGUGCAUGCCUUGAGAGUUCUCAUUCAGUGAUGUCUUCAUAACAUGAACAAGUUUUAAACCAACACUGACCAUAGAAUUAAACCUAGUAACAGAUGCACAGAAGACCAACAUUUUCUGUGACUAUUGAUGACACACGAUUACUGUCAUCUAUAGUCUUUACAUAUUUUGAAAGGCUUAAAAUGCACAGACAUUUAUUUAUACAUUUAGGAACUGAAUGUAGUUCCCAGGGUAUCCUGUAGAGGGUGGUGUGGCGCCAGCCUGGUGUGGUGUGACUGACCUCUCCUGUGGCCUGAGCAUGCCUGUGGAAGCCCUGGCAUGCUGUUUAAAGGCUGACUAAACACACUGCUGUUACACACAAGACUCCACCGCACCGUGUGUGCGUGCGUACGUACAACACUGAUGCCGCAUGACACUGUACUGGACAGCAGCCGACAUGCGACACAUAUAGUUAACAUACUGUAUGUAUCGCUUUGGAUGAAAGCAAAAAUGACAGAUGUAUAUACUUUUAUAUACUUUUAAGUUCUCUCUCCCACCCCCUCCUCCCAAUCCUUAUUUUCCAAACCAACUGUAUGACAGAGUGUAAUAAGUCUGAAAGCAAAGCUCCAUCUUUCUCCACUCAUGUAAUAUUCUAAAUGCACUGUAGGCUAAGCCUCAGGCAGGCAGGCCAGCGCAGCAGGAGCACCGUCCGUGUGUUAAGGCACUCUAAUGGAGAUAGGAACCCGACACUGAGGGACAUACACUGAGAAUACCCCCCCCCCCCCUUUGCCCUCAAAACAGCCUCAAUUCAUUGGGGCAUGGACUCUACAAGGUGUCAAGCGUUCCACAGGGAUGCUGGCCCAUGUUGGCGCCAAUGCUUCCAACAGUUGUGUCCAGUUGGCUGGAUGUCCUUUGGGUGGUGGACCAUUCUUGAUACACAUGGGGAACUGUUGUGCGUGAAAAACCCAGCAGCGUUGCAGUUCUUGACACUAACCGGUGUGCCUGGCACCUACUACCAUACCCUGUUCAAAGGCACUUACAUUUGUUGUCUUGCCCAUUCACCCUCUGAAUGGCACACAUACACAAUCCAUGUGUCUAUUGUCUCAAGGCUUAAACAUCCAACCUGACUGAAGUGGAUUUAACAAGUGAUGUCAAUAAGGGAUCAUAGCUUUCUCCUGGAUUCACCUGGUCUUGUAUACUCAAUUUAUGUCAAAUGAUAAAGUCCCAGAGGUCAGCAGGAGUUGUUGCACUAAAGACAGAUGACAGAGGAAUAAGCAGGCAGAGGUUAGGGAGUUUGUAGGUCAGAUGGAAGGUGGAAUUGAGUGUUCGCUGUACUUCUUUAAUUUGGGAAAGAUAUUGGAUUAUUUUUAAAGGGUGUGGUGACUACCUAUUUGCUUCUGCGUGGAGGGACAUGUAGGUCCAUAUAGGACUAGUUGUCGAAGCAUAUCUACAUUUUGUGUCUGUGGUUACUUUGGUUCUGUUUGAGCACUUCACUGGGCAGCAUGUGGUAGGUGUAGUAGCCACGAGGAUCCAGCAGGGGGAUUCAUGCUCUGUCUGUGAGUGUCUGUCUGACUUCUCUAUCUUUGCUUUAUAGCCUUCCCUCUCACUCACUUUCUCUCUAAAUCUCACUUUCUCACACUUUUCACUCUUUCUUUCAAUCUCACACUCCAUUCUCUCUUUCAUUCUAUCUACCUCAAUGUCAUUCUGUAAUCCCCCCCCCCCCCUCCCACAGAUGUACUUACACCCCCCCUUUAUGUAUUGCUGUUUACCCAGACAGGGUCAGUCCCAGCUAUGGUUCAUUCCUGAUGACAGAUUUAUGACUGUUUGCCAGAGAGCUUGCAGGGUGCCUGCUGUGACAGGGCUCUGUGUGUGUGUGUCAAGAGGGAGAGAGACAACAUGUUUUCAACACACUUGCACCCAAAAACAUAGGAGGAGACUGGGAAAGUAUUUCAUUUAUUGUUCUGGAGUAGUUGUUUAUUUGAUCUCUUUAACUGAUAUUAGAACUGAUACUGUAAACACCAGAGAGCUUUUCUGUUAUUUAAAAAAUCCCCCAAAAUAAGAAUGUAUUUCUUUUUUUACGUCCCUCCUCCCCAUCAAACUAACAGCAUGUUAUUUAGUGACAAUGGCAUUGUCACUUAUUGCCCGAUUCACUUAAAGAUCGAUAGGCCUUAGAUUCCCUUUCUCCCUAUUGUAUCCAACACCACAGUAGGUACAUCUGGUUAAGGGCAACUGCUCCAGCCCUUCUCUCUUCACUUCCUCCUACAUCACUUCCCGUUCGAACAAUGGCUGUCGGUUGGUUUUGGGGAAGUGGAGAAGAGAGAGGAGAAGAGAGAAUGUUCCUCCUGGCCCUAAGAGAGGAGAGAGUGCUUUUCUUAAACGACUGACCGAGGGAGAGGGAACUCCUUUGUUGUAGAGAAAAGGGAAGUUCUGUUGUGUUCCGAUUCGGACGUUAGACGUCACACCUAGGCUGAGAACACUGUAUGGCUCCACUCACUUUCUCUUAGCUGGCUUUGCCUUCCCUUAACUUCACUCUUUUUGUAAAGAUCAGCCGAGGUUCCCAUUUCUUUAGAUGGAAAAAGAAAGACAUGGUGGAUAGGAGCCAUUUUUAAUGAACUCACCUGUGUUUUAUAGUCAUGUAAAAUGGAGGCUUACUGUACGAGUGGGUUUUGUUAGUGAACCAUGUUCUGUGCAUGCAUGGGCUCAUUCCCCUCUUCCUCUUUCUUUCUCUCUCUCCUCUCUCCCCUCUCUCUCUCUUCCUGCCUUGCUCUGACAGAGCGUUAAGUGUAGCCAGCUCUGCUGUCUUCUCCCUGCAGCUCCUCAGACAUUAAUCCAUUGUGAUGACAAUUGACCUUGCUGUGAGACGUGUGUGUCCAGUGUCCUCUCCCCCAAGCUCAUACCCACGCAGGUAUCACUAGUCUGUUCAAUGACGAUCUCUUCUCCUUGGCUGUCAAAACGGUGGUCAUGGGGAGCCCUGAAGACUGGUUGCUCAGUUGGGUGUGUGUGAGCGUGCGUGCGAGCGAGUGCUGGCUAGAUGUUCCUUUAGGGGCGGCCAGAGUGAGGAGUAUCAUAGCCCCAACUGGGGCUCUCUAACCUUGGCUGAAAGAGAGCCCCCUGGAGCCUCCUGGAGGAGAGGGGGCUUUGCCUCUCCUCCUCCUCCCCCAGCUGAGGAGCCUGGUCGCUGGGCACACGCGCUCUGACCCCUGGGCCCCGGCCCCAGGGUUACCAGGCCCCCCUCUGGAGAGAGGAGCGGAGAGAGACACAAGGGGCCAUCUGGUGCCCAGUGGAACACAUGCACACAAAUACACACACACACACACACACACACAAACACAAACACAGACAAGAGCACUAACACACACAUACACCACACAAAUGGCACAUGCACCAGUGGCCCCCCCAGCCGACCUGCCUGUCACUCCGGCUGUGUGUCCCCGCUCCCCUAACCACCUCUGUGGGAGAGAGAGCCAGGGGCCUGGAGAGCCCAGGGAGGAAGAGAUGGAAAGAGAGAGAGGGAGGUGGGGUUAGAGGAAGGACGCAUGGCCAACACCACGUUCACCUUGACAGGGUCUUACAGUGUAGGGGGAACCUGGGGGUUUGUCUUCAGUGGUAGAACAGGAAAAACAAACGGAACGAAAGAGCUACAGUAUAGAGGUGGGUUUGGUUUAGUUUUGCUUUUGCAAUGCCAGAAGACCUGCCUGGAAAAUAGCAUUGCAUUGAAAAGAAUGGAAGAUGGAGGAGACAGGAGGACAAACAGAUCAGUGAGGUUUAAUAGAAGAUGGAGGAGACAGGAGGACAAACAGAUCAGUGAGGUUUAAUAGAAGAUGGAGGAGACAGGAGGACAAACAGAUCAGUGAGGUUUAAUAGAAGAUGGAGGAGACAGGAGGACAAACAGAUCAGUGAGGUUUAAUAGAAGAUGGAGGAGACAGGAGGACAAACAGAUCAGUGAGGUUUAAUAGAAGAUGGAGGAGACAGGAGGACAAACAGAUCAGUGAGGUUUAAUAGAAGAUGGAGGAGACAGGAGGACAAACAGAUCAGUGAGGUUUAAUAGAAGAUGGAGGAGACAGGAGGACAAACAGAUCAGUGAGGGUUAAUAGAAGACAGCUGGAACAAAAAUGAGGAUGAAAUGGAGGGCAGGAGGGGAACGUUGACGAAGGCUUUAAGUGGAAGUGUAUUAUCAUGUAUUGUGUCUCUGGACUGGAGAAGUGUGUGCAUUUCUGAUAGGAGUGUCUGUGGUUGGUACCGUGUGUGUGUGUGUGUGUUACUGUGGGUUUCUGAGGGUGUGUGUGUGUGUGUGCUUUUUCAAUUUUUUGUGUGUGUGUGAGGUCAGGUCAUGCAGAUGGUGUGAAGUUUCCUCAAUUUGACUGCUUUUUUAUUAUGCAAAUCACCCCUUUACAAGACACACGCCCACAUUUGGCUCCUUACUGGUUGUGUGUGUGUGUGUGUGUGUGUAAUAUGUUAAUGAAAUAAAAUAUGAAGUCGUCAUUUCGUAGGUUUAUUGUGUGGUAUUCUCCUAAUUUUGCGAUAGUGAAUUUAAAGGAAUCGCGCUAGUCAUAAGUCAGACCUGAUGUUUUGUCUGCUACAUGUCAUAUUAUCUCUCCUCUCUCUACUUUGUUGUAGAGGUGGGCGGUAUCAGCGAGGAGACGGCAGCGUGUGAUUGGUGGAGUUUGGGAGCCAUCUUGUUUGAGCUGCUCAUAGGCAAGGUAAGAGGACAAAUGGCAUCAUUGUGGCUGUGCAUGUGUGUUAGAUGGAUCCCUGUGUGUGUGCGGGGGCAGUGAAGACAUCUGUGUGGUGGUAUAUGUUGGCUCUCACUGGCUAUAGCUCUCGCUGUGCCAGGGUUGGACAUGUGACUAUCUCUGUCAGGUGUGAGUGUGUGUGUGUGGAAGGUGUUUUAAGGUGUCUGUGUGUAGGUGCGUCUCUUCCCCUCUCUCCCUGGCUGUCUAGCUGUACCAGGGUGGAUGUGUGUGUGUGACUUUCUCUAAGGUGUGUGUGUGUGUGUGUGUGUAUAUAUGUGUGGAAGGUGUUUUAAGGUGUCUGUGUAUGUGUGUCUGUUGUUUGUGUGUGUGUGUGUGUUUGGAGGUGUCUGUGUGUAGUUGCGUCUUGGCUCCCGUCUCUCCCCCUGGUUCUUGGCUGGUGCCAGGGGCAGCGGUGUGACUUUCUCCCCCAGCCUGGACUCCAUCUGCUGGGGCAGGGGGUCACCUCUCCCUGGGCCCUCUCCUGGCUCUCUGUCCCUGGAUCAAGGCUGGGGUGGAAGGGAGAGCCAGCUCUCAGGACUCCUUGGGCUGGGCUGACUGACCUAAGAUCAGUAUAAAGGUGGGAGAACAGGGCAGAUCUCUUGGUGCUGUACCAUUGUGGCUGUUCCUGGGUCAGGGGAGGAGGACUGGUGAGGAGAGGGAAUAUCUCUGAUCAUGGCUGUCUUCUAGCGCACACACGCACAGGUGCACACACACUCGUGACAGGUCCAGAACACUCCUCAAACUUUUAAUUGGCCUUAAAUUUGAAUAAAUCCUAACUGACUGCCAGUGGCAUAGUUUCAUCUGAACAAUCUUUAGUUCCCAUCACUAGAUGAAACAGAUGAAACAGACAGCCAGGUUGUACGUUUGUUUUAACAUUGAAUACACUUACUGGAAGAACUUCAACAAACCCACAGAUUUCUCUUUUGGGGAUUUUAGUUUAGGUAUAUUACACACACACACGCAUACACACACACAGGCGCUCUUGAUCCUUGCAGGGUAAGAUUUUGCCCAGGGCGAUCUUGACUGUUGCUGGGAUCUGAGCCAUAUCUCCUGCAGCAUGUGUUGGAAAGAGCAACUGAUCUAACUGAUGAACUAACAGGGGUUUUCCAUGCUAAUCUCACAUACGCACACACACACCAAAGACUGUAUAAAGGGAAGCACACAUACAAAUAUAUUAUACUGAACAAAAAUAUAAACGCAACAUUCAACAAUUUCAAACAUUUUACUGAGUUACAGCUCAUAUAAAGAAAUCAGUCAAUUGAAAUAAAUAAAUUAGGCUCUAAUCUAUGGAUUUCACAUGACUGGGAAUAUAGAUAUGCUUCUGUUGGCCACAGAUACUGGACCUUAAAAAGAAAAGUAGGGGUCGUGGAUCAGAAAACCUGUCAGACCGUUUGCCUAAUGCAACGCGUCUCCUUCACAUAGAGUUGAUCAGGCUGUUGAUUGUGGCCUUUGGAACGUUGUCUCACUCCUCUUCAAUGGCUGUGCGAAGUUGCUGGAACUCGCUGUAGUACACGUCGAUCCAGAGCAUCCCAAACAUGCUCAAUUGGUGACAUGUCUGGUGAGUAUGCAGGUCACGGAAGAACUGGGACAUUUUCAGUUUCCAGGAAUUGUGUACAGAUCCUUGCGACAUGGGGCCGUGCAUUAUCAUGCUGAAACAUGAGGCGAUGGUGGCAGAUGAAUGGCACAACAAUGGGCCUCAGGAUCUCGUCACGAUAUCUCUGUGCAUUCAAACUGCCAUCGAUAAAAUGCAAUUGUGUUCAUUGUCCGUUGCUUAUGCCUGCCCAUACCAUAACCCCACCGUUCACAACGUUGACAACCGCAAACCGCUUGCCCACACGACGCCAUACACAUGGUCUGUGGUUGUGAGGCCGGUUGGACGUACUGCCAAAUUCUCUAAAAAGGUGUUGGAGGUGGCUUAUGGUAGAGAAAUUAACAUUCAAUUCUCUGGCAACAGCUCCUGUGGACAUUCCUGCAGUCAGCAUGCCAAUUGCACUCUCCCUCAACUUAAGACAUCUUGUGGCAUUCUGUUGUGUUGCAAAACUGCACAUUUUAGUGGCCUUUUAGUGUCCCCAGCACAAGGUGCACUUGUGUAAUGCUGUUUAGUCAGUUUGAUAUGCCACGCCAGUCAGGUGGAUGGAUUAUUUGGAAAAGGAGAAAUGCUCAUUAACAGGGAUGUAAACAAAUUAGUGCACAACGUUUUAGAGAAAUAAGCUUUUUGUGCUUAUGGAACAUUUCUGGGAUCUUUUUAUUUCAGCUCAUAAAACAUGGGACCCACACUUUACAUGUUGUGGUUAUAUUUUUGUUUAGUGUAUUACCUGGCUUAUGUUGUCUGUUCCAACAUUUGGGCUGUGUUGGGUUUUUAAGUAAAAUCUCAAGGGCUUGUUGUAACACAGUAAUUAUGACUCCCUGUGUGUAGGAGCAUACACACCCCAUUACAUUGCCACCUGCCUGACAUUGUUUGCAUAGAGCUCUUCCCUUUGUAAUGCAUGUUUAUAGUGACUUCAACAGAAUAGCUGUCUGUCUGUCUGUCUGAGUUCCCCCUUCCAUCUCUUCCACUAACCUCUCCCCAUGUGAAAAACAACCUUUUCCAUUAGGUCACAAGGAAGAGCAACAGCCCAGUGAAAUCACACUGAUAUUAUCUCUGCUAUGAUCAGUAUUAUUUCAGGUGUUUUCUCUCUCGCUUGUCUUCUGUUUGUCCAGUCGGCUUUUCUCCUGUAGUGGCCUGCGCAGGCUGGGGGUCUGUCUCUGUCAGCCUCUGUGGCAGCUUCACACAGUCAGUAGCAGAAACUUGAACAGCUUUUGUAGUGACGGAAACAGAUAAAUAAACUGGGGUUUGUCUGAUGUGUAUCUGGGACCAUGGAGGUUGAUCCAGGCUGGAUAAUGUUUGAUCGCUCCAUAGCAUUUCACCGUCUGAACGACACUGAGCUAGAAUAAAAUGAUCCGACUGGGUGUCAAAUAAAUAUAUGUAAUUGUGUGCGCAUGUUUUUGAUAGUGUAUAAUGUGCGUUUCUCUCCCUCCCCAGUCUCUGCUGCAGUGCCACCCAGCUGGUAUCAGUCGCCACACGGCCCUCAACGUCCCUGAGUUUGUAUCUGAGGAGGCCAUGUCUCUACUAGUGCAGGUCAGCAGUCUGUUCUAUUCUAUAAUACACAUUGUGGCUCCUCCUUCUGUUGUCUUCUCAUCUCUUCUAUUCGCCUCUGUACUGAUGAGUACUUCAUGUACUAAAGUAAACACAGGCCUCUCGCACUGUGUAUAAAUACAUCCUAUAUUUAACACAGCUUGCACUAGGCUAAAGCGCCCUUGCUAAUUCCUCAUUCCAAUGUUUAAGAUAAACUGGCUAGAGUUGAUGCCGCUCCUGUCUGUCUAUCUAAUACAGCGUGUGUGAUGCGUUAUAAUAAAAAGUCCCAAUGGGUACCCCAUAAGUGAGAAGACACCACCCAAUGACAGUCAGACAGACAUUUUGAUUGGCUCAUGUCCAGGUUUAAUAAUGGAUUACUAUGGGAUGUCCUAUGGUGUUAUGAUAGGCAUGGAGAACAGCCAUUACACACACACAUUUUAAAACUGUUUUCUUUAUGUCACAAAUACAUAAUCUAAUGAAUGCAUAGAGGUUAUAAUGAGUGAGCUAAUGAAUGCAUGGCAGAUAGGCGAUUCCACGCCAGCGGGAGCGGAAAAUGUUUUUCGUAUCUUGGAUUGUUCUGGUAAUUCUCACAUAGAAACUUCAUUGGGAGGAAGGAUGUUUGAAAUGCUUUAUACAAAAUGCUUUUAUGCUUUUACGAAAUGAUUUUCAUGCUUUACAUUUUUUCGACAAUCAUGAUGAAAGUGAAAAUGUUAGGCCCUUCGACCUAUACAUGCCUCCUUUAAGACCUUAUGAUCUGUGAACCGUACAUGAUGCAGACAACAUCUUGGUGUCAUUAUACACCUUAGUGUGCUCUCAAAUAUGGAGUAUGUCUACAUUCUCAAAUAAUAUUUUUCACAUUAAUUUAUCCAACAUAAACAAUAUUAACAUCUCAAAACAACCCUUUUUGACUUUGUUCAUUUUAAGACAUAUAUAGUUUGGAACAAUAUACUCUUUAAACAUACAGACAGCAUCUUGGUGUAUAAUGACACCAAGAUAUUGUCUGUAUCAUGUACGGUUCACAGAUCAUAGGGUCUUACAGGAGGCAUGUAUAGGUCUAAAAAGGGCCUAAAAUUGCCAAUUUCAUCAUAAUAAAAAUGUUUUGUGUUACAAAUGUAAAAAGCAUGUCAAACAAGUUUCUAUGUGAGAUUUGCCUGAACAAUCUAACAUACCGAAAAUAUUUUCUGUUGAUGUUGGUGUGGAAUCACUCAGAUGUAUAUCAUGUCAUGUGCAAGUUAUAUGACCUGUACCACCAAGGGUUGGCUUUAGAUCAUGAAAGCUCUCUUGUUUGAUCAUCACUUUGCUUAAUGAGGUAUCAGCAAAAUAGUUUGUCCUCCACCGCUUGAGUGUUAAUAGUGUUUGUUUUUAUUUUGUGGGUGUAGCUUCUCCAGUUCAACCCCAUAGAGAGGCUGGGGGCGGGGGUGGCAGGAGCAGAGGACAUCAAGUCACACCCCUUCUUUGGCAGAGUGGACUGGCCCAAAUAAGCCCAGUGCAUUGUGGGACGGUGGAGGUCAGAAAUGAAUGCUGUGGGCGGACCGAUCUGCUGACAGGGUGGGCACACACACACGUACAUCCAGACGUGGCCAGUGUCAAGUGAACUCUUGUUGUGUCAUUUGUUGGGGAGAAAUCAGCUACACACCUACCUUGCACAUGUUACUGACGUCCUCUUUUUCCUCGUGUUAAGCAGGUUAGACUGUUAAGGAGACAUUAUGCAUGUGGUGCAAUAAACUAACUAGUGCUUUUAUGGAAUGGAGGUUCACAAAGUCAAUGAAACGUUUUCUUAUUUCAACAAGACAACCAACUUGAUUUCAACGGUCUUCUGACAUUUCACAGUCCAAUACGUUCCCCUGUAUUGAUAGGUUGCAUACUGUAAUCCUUAUAUACUGGUAGUCGUUGUGGCCAACGUUGCGGUCUCCGACCCAAAAUUGUAGAUGCCCUCCUCUUAGCCGCAGAGCCAAAAUGUUGCCGUGUUCUUAUGCUAUCUGAGGGACUCAAACAUUACAAGAUCUAUGCGGGCCCCAUGCCAUGACAUUUUUUAAGUUUUAGAUUCUCCCUGACUGUCUA
Coregonus sp. 'balchen' is the source of this 37463-nucleotide messenger RNA. Lineage: Eukaryota; Metazoa; Chordata; Actinopteri; Salmoniformes; Salmonidae. The record is from the annotation of a GenBank genome assembly.